Molecule: messenger RNA, 1921 nt
Organism: Danio rerio (zebrafish)
Lineage: Eukaryota; Metazoa; Chordata; Actinopteri; Cypriniformes; Danionidae
Gene: lhfpl3
Product: LHFPL tetraspan subfamily member 3
Cellular component (GO): membrane
Source: RefSeq, marked provisional
CUGCAGCAAUGCUCCCAGCCACAGAGGCCGCCAAGAUCUACCAGACCAACUACGUCAGGAACUCUCGUGCCAUCGGGGUCCUGUGGGCCAUUUUCACCACCCUCUUCGCAAUAGUCAACGUAGUAUGUUUCGUUCAGCCCUACUGGAUCGGGGAUGGCAUGGACACACCACAGGCUGGCUACUUCGGCCUCUUUCACUACUGCAUAGGGAGCGGGAUGUCCCGGGACCUGACGUGCCAGGGGAGCUUCACUGAGUUUGGCUCAAUCCCAUCCAGCGCCUUCAAAGCGGCGUCCUUCUUCAUUGGGAUGUCCAUGGUGCUGGUCCUCUCAUGCAUCGGCUGCUUCGCCCUCUUCUUCUUCUGCAGCACAGCCACUGUGUAUAAGAUCUGUGGGUGGAUGCAGCUGGCAGCAGGUACGUGUCUAGUGUUGGGCUGUAUGAUAUAUCCUGAUGGCUGGGAUGCUGAUGAGGUGAAGAGGAUGUGCGGAGAAGGGACGGAUAAAUACACCAUCGGCGCAUGCUCAGUGCGCUGGGCGUACAUCCUGGCCAUUAUGGGCAUCCUGGACGCCCUCAUCCUAUCUUUCCUGGCCUUCGUGUUGGGCAACAGACAGGAUGGACUUAUGUCCGAGGAGCUGCUGGGAGACAAAAGUGGAAAUGCAUAGAUGCCAGAUACACUCAGGUGUUUCUGUCUUGUUUAAGGAAAACCAUUAUGUGAAAUCACAAUCCAGCUUUACCCAUCAUCCUGAGGGCAGGAAGCCUGACUGCAACAGUUUGGGGGAAAAAAAAACAUUUCAGCAAAGGAUGCGAACAGGGUGAAUGGAGUUUGGAACUCACUGCUUUUCUCUUUAUAUCCCUCCUUUUCACUUCACUAUCUGGAAUUGCUUCUCAACAAAUCCCUACCCUAGUUUAUUUACCGUGUUCUGUGCUACUAACAUGAUAGGGCAGCUAAUGCACCGUUUAGAAGCAAGUUUGACUGAAUGUUAUUUCAUUUUAUGUUCUGUCCUCUUCUUCAGGCCUGCAUUAUAGUAAUGUUAAUAUUUUGGGAUUUAGAAUUACUGUAUAACACUGUUCAAUUUGACUGGAUUCUCCAAGUAUACUAACAUACUGUAGAAGGAAACGCUGAAAGCUUUGAAAUCUGUAAUGUACAAACUGCGACAGAGACAUUUCAGGCCUGUAGAAACAAAAACAAAGCGGCAAAGACAGACACUCAAUCCACUGAAAGCCAAUUAAGAUGUAAGUGAUCAUUUAUCGGGUUUCAAAUGUACACUUAGUUCACCACGACACAAUUGUUGAAAAGGUAAACAGAAGGCAAGAGUUCACUGUUAAUAUACUUUAAAAUAAGUGUCAAAAUUAGGGGCAGGCGUCUCUGCCAUUAGUAUUUGUGCACAAGCCAAGUAUAUACAGAAGUAGGAGAGUGUUUUAAGUAUUAUGUAUUGAGUGUACAUGUUAAAUUUCUGUAUGUCUCUAAUUCGAUAUUUACUUCUCGGCAGUGUUGGUGCUGUAUAGUUAUGUGUGCCAUAAUUAUGAUGUUCUCAGCUGGUACCGUUUCGUACACUUGGUAUAGUCAUUCUGUCCCAACAAGAUGAACAAGGAUCACCAAUCAAAAAAAGACAAACGUCAUGAGAAAACCUGGAGGACAUGGUCUCAUAAACAAACACCCACAGGAAAUGUCAUCACUGUGUACCUAGUGGCAUUUCCUCUUUUUUUGGACAGCUGAAGAAUUUGAACGACGCUGGAAAGAAAAAAAAAAUGUUUGGCUUUAUUUAUUGGCUGUCUGUCUCGUCAGAUGAUGUUGUAUGUAGAUGAUGAUGUAAAUACACCAUUAAAAUGUAUUAGAUAUCAAGACAAUUCACCAACAUUAAUGAAUAAAGAUUUUACCUCUACAGACUACAAUAAAGAUAUUUCAUUCUGGACACUGUCUAAA